This is a messenger RNA of Rosa chinensis, 780 nucleotides long. RefSeq names its product replication protein A 14 kDa subunit B. Gene Ontology annotation, molecular function: DNA binding. Gene Ontology annotation, cellular component: nucleus. The record is from RefSeq and is a predicted model, not a curated record. Lineage: Eukaryota; Viridiplantae; Streptophyta; Magnoliopsida; Rosales; Rosaceae. Gene Ontology annotation, biological process: DNA recombination; DNA replication; DNA repair. Bases 186 to 506 code for a protein of 106 amino acids. The transcript has 3 exons.
GCGUGUGGGGGCGCGUGUUUCACAGUCGCGUCUCUGAUAUAAAAACCCUUUGCAGUCUCAGAGUUGAGAAAACCCUCUCAGAUUCUUCUUCAUCUUUUGCCGCGCUCUCCGUCGCUCGAUCUUCCAAACUCAAGUUCUAUUCUCGACUCAGUUUCUCCGGCGAUCUCCUCCGAUCAUCAACAGAUAUGGAUACGUCAAACCCGUCCGUUUUUGUGAAUGCAGAGCUGCUGCGGUUGUAUGUCGGAAGGCAGGUUCGGGCGUUGAUUCAGGUUGUGCAACUGGAUGCUGGAUCUGUCAUUGGCAAAUCUACUGAUGAAAUUCAGUUAAUUGUAAAGGGCACCCCACCCUUUCCUCUUACAAAAUUUGUUGAGGUCAUAGGUAUUGCUGACAGCGAUAAAUCUAUCCAAGCUAGCAUAUGGAACAACUUUGGUGACACAAUUGACACGCAUGCUUACAAUCAGCUUUGCUUGCUUGCAAAUGGAGAAUUUAAGCACUUGUUCAUCUGAGCUACAACAAUCUUUCGUUGUAACCCAGGAAGUCAACAAGUCACAACUUCAUCAGAUUCAGAACAGGAAGGGGAUAGUGUAAUGUAGUCAGUCAUGUAGCUUUAAUACUGUCUUUUAGGAAGUUGGUGAAUUUUGAAGAAGUGUAGUGAUUAAGAUCUAGUUAUUAGACAUGCACAAGUCUGGAAUGUUUGAUCUUUUGUGAAUGAACCUGCUGCCUCUAUUUACUAGUCAUUCAGGAUUCAAUACAUCAUCUUCCUUAUUGGUCUGGCUUUCA